Molecule: messenger RNA, 1731 nt
Organism: Rhinocladiella mackenziei CBS 650.93
Lineage: Eukaryota; Fungi; Ascomycota; Eurotiomycetes; Chaetothyriales; Herpotrichiellaceae
Exons: 2
Coding region: 1-1731 (576 amino acids)
Biological process (GO): protein dephosphorylation
Molecular function (GO): protein serine/threonine phosphatase activity; cation binding
Source: RefSeq, a predicted model, not a curated record
AUGUUUGGAAGCAAAAAGGAAAGGGAUGUAGAUUCGGACAGCAUACCUUCCAGAAGCAGCAACGAUAGCAAUAACAACGCCCCCGUGUCCCCCAGCGGCAACAUCUCAUUCAAGACCAACGACUUGAGUCCCCAGUCGGAGACUCCUGCUCGAAAACUGUCAGAAGAGAGCGGGCCUUCACCGACCAUCGAGGCGAGGAAGAGGAGGAGUAGCAGUGCCAAAGCCAAAGAGUUCCUCACCCAGGCUAAAAAUUCCCUGAUUCACGGCGACAAGGACGGCCCUCAGACCCCCAUGCAGAAACUAUCCAAGACCGAUGCCGCCUUGAGUGUGCCGCAAGGCUCCCUCAACAACUCGGCCGGCGAGUCGCAACCUACUGCCAAUUCAUCGUUCCUGGUCGGCGUCACCGAAGACAAAAACAAGAAGUGUCGUCGGACAAUGGAAGAUACCCAUUCCUACCUCUACAACUUUCUCGGGACUCCUGCCCCCAUCCUCUCGGCCGACAACUCACUCACCCAGAAGAAGUCGGUAGAAGACCGAGCCAGUUUGACGACGGUGCCUUCAGACCCUGGACAACAUGUGAUGGAGACGGACAAUGGAUAUUUUGCCAUAUUUGAUGGUCACGCCGGUACGUUCGCGGCCGAAUGGUGUGGGAAAAAACUCCAUGUCAUCUUGGAGGAUUUGAUGCGCAAGUACCCCAAUACACCCGUUCCCGAAUUACUCGACCAGACGUACACGGCGGCAGACAAGCAAUUGGAGAAUCUUCCAUUGAAGAACAGUGGAUGCACGGCCAUUACAGCGGUGUUGAGAUGGGAAGAUCGAGUACCCACCAACCACUCGGCGACAGGAUCUCAGGCCAUUGCCGCUUUGGCGGCGGCGGCGGCCAAGGAAGCGGAAAAGAACGACAAUUCGAAGGAAGCCAAAGAUUCUACGCCCCGGUCCAAUUCGACUGCUGAAGCGGCAGCGGCGGCCGUUCAAGAAGCCAAACAGAAGGCUACACGGCAACGGGUUCUUUACACGGCCAAUGUCGGCGAUGCACGAAUAGUGUUAUGUCGAAAUGGAAAAGCACUCCGUCUCUCGUAUGACCAUAAGGGCAUGGACGAAAAUGAGGGUCGACGUAUAUCGAAAGCCGGAGGGCUGAUAUUGAACAAUCGGGUGAAUGGAGUUCUGGCCGUGACGCGUGCUUUGGGCGAUUCAUACCUCAAAGACUUGGUCACCGGACAUCCUUACACGACCGAAACCGUCAUCCAACCCGACCAAGAUGAGUUUUUGAUUCUGGCUUGUGACGGGUUAUGGGAUGUCUGUUCCGAUCAAGAAGCGGUAGAUUUGGUCCGCCACGUGCAAGAUCCACAGGAUGCGUCCAAAAUCCUGGUCGACCAUGCAUUGGCUCGGUUCUCAACAGACAAUCUGUCGGUGAUGAUUGUUCGAUUCGACCCGCAAAAACUGCAACAAAAUACCAAGAUCGAUAUUGGAGUGGAGACUGAAGCCAACCGGGACAAAGGUGCGAUCAGCGAGGUGGAGAUGAUUGUGGGAGAAGCACGUCGACAUUCUGGACUUCUACAAGAAGGUGCCUUUUCUGACCAAGACGCCGAAGAGCUGAGGCAAAUGGUGAUCAAAGAGCAAGAAAAUGAGGAUCAAGAGCCGGGCCCGGAGUUGACACCAGAAGGCAACACCGUGGCGGAGAAGAUCUUAUCGGAUAAACAACAGGAUAAAGAGAGGAGUGACGAAAGUUGA